Molecule: messenger RNA, 2686 nt
Organism: Drosophila mojavensis
Lineage: Eukaryota; Metazoa; Arthropoda; Insecta; Diptera; Drosophilidae
Gene: dpr8
Product: zwei Ig domain protein zig-8
Exons: 8
Coding region: 437-1432 (331 amino acids)
Biological process (GO): synapse organization
Cellular component (GO): neuron projection membrane
Source: RefSeq, a predicted model, not a curated record
GAAGGUGCGUGCCUGUAUAUGAAAUUCUUGCAGCAUGUGGAACCUAAGGACAAUCAAUACACAUAUUUGCAAGCAUACAUUGACCUAGCAGGUCCAGUUUAGUUGCUGGGUUUGUCUCGAUUCAGUUUCGCACAGGAUAUAGAAAGAAGAGGUGUGCAACACACGACGUGUCACAAAUUUUAUUGCUGCCGUCGGUACCACUUCCUGAUAAAUGCUUUGUUACUUGUGAAAUGCGAACCGUGAACAGUGAACGGUGACACAUAUUAAAGUGAUUUAAAUCCAUUAUACAUAUAAAAACAAAAUCAAUUAAAUAAAUAUUGAGCCUUCGGCAACACUGUACUUACAUAUAUACCAUCCGAAGUAGCUCAAAAGCGCAUAAUAACAUCAGGCGUAUAGUUGCUAAACUUUGUCUACUACCAAUAUAUUGAUAACAAAAAUGUCUCCAAAUUGGCUCCUGUUUCUUAAGAUCCUUAUUUUAUUGACAGAAAGAUCGCACAGCGCUUCAAAGCGGUUCUUUACAGAUUUUCUUCAGGAUCUACCUACGCCGGGCACAGGUGGACCUAGCUUUGACACAACCAUUAACAGUAACAUAACCGGACUUGUGGGCAAGACAGUUAAAUUAACAUGCCGUGUAAAAAAUUUGGGAAACCGUACGGUAUCCUGGGUCAGACAUCGUGAUAUUCAUCUUCUAACCGUGGGCCGCUAUACAUACACUUCCGAUCAGCGGUUCGAAGCGAUGCAUUCACCACAUGCCGAAGACUGGACACUCCGUAUACGUUAUGCUCAGCGCAAAGAUUCAGGAAUAUACGAGUGUCAGAUAUCUACGACCCCACCAAUCGGUCACUCGGUAUAUCUAAAUAUUGUGGAGCCUGUUACUGAGGUUAUCGGCGGCCCCGAGUUACACAUUAAUAAAGGGUCUACCAUCAAUUUAACUUGCAUUGUUAGAUUUGCACCUGAACCACCGCCCACCGUCAUCUGGUCCCACAACCGUCAGAUUAUAAAUUUUGAUUCACCUCGCGGUGGGAUAUCAUUAGUGACCGAGAAAGGUAUUCUGACCACUAGUCGGCUUCUAGUACAGAAGGCUAUUCAGCAGGAUUCAGGCCUUUAUACAUGUACACCAUCAAAUGCCAAUCCGACGUCGGUACGGGUGCAUAUCGUCGAUGGCGAGCAUCCUGCGGCUAUGCAUCAUGGAAACUCGGCACCCUUACAACCGCCGGAAUUGAUUGCACUAGUGCUGCUGUCAUGCGGAUUAUUGUUCUUCUUGAAGUCACACACGCUGUCUAUUCAUCAAGAUACCAACCACUACAAUAAAAGUGCAGUGAGCAAAACAAAUAUACCAAGCUCAAUCUUUCUAGCAAACUGCCGAAGUCUCCAGCGUCAACGAUCACUCCGAAAUAAAUUGGAUAACAGCCAUAUGCCACCAACUACAUAGCUACCUAGGACUAUAUACGGAUGUAGAUACACAAACACCUAUUAAUUUUGUUCAUAAGGAUUCUAAGUUUGUCUUACAUUUGACGUUAAUAUUAUUAAAUUUAAACUUCAGAUAUGAUUGGUUAGAACUUACUUUGUAUUCUAUCUGUAUUCCAAAAAUAAUACAUAUAUAAUAUAAAGUAAUCAAAUGCGGUAAAUGGUAUCAAAAACAUCUCAUUUGAAAGUGUAUAUUUUUAAACGGACUAUAUUAAUUGACUAAACCAUAAUUUAAAUCAAAAAUAUUGUAAAUACUGCUACUAGUGUAAUUUGUCCUCUCUAUAAUUACUUAAAGUACUUGCAAAGUUUUAAAUAUAUUUAUUUAUAUAUAAGUUAUUGUUAUAUGUACUUAUUUGCUAUGCUAGCAGAAAUUUGAUAACUGUAAUAUUCUAUAAAAAGAAUUAGGCUAUAGUUUAAAUAUAAAUACGAUAAAAGGAAUGUUUAUUUUUGGUUUUCUAAAUUUUUUUAACAAUAUAGGAAAUUAUACGAAAAUAAUAAUAAUUUAAGGUAUAAACAUACCAAAAGUUAUAUACGCACAUGUUUUUAGAAAUACGUACACCCAGCUACAAUGAAAAAAUCCGCACUUUAAGGUUAAGAUAACCUUUACCUUCUCUUUGUCGGGGUUUCCCUAAAUGUUAUUUUAUUCGCUUAACUAUUAUUUUCGAAGCUUCCUGCGAUUUUUUCUUCACUUUUUGUACAAAUUUCGGUAUGUCAAUUGCUAUAAUUCCAUUUAGCGGAGAAAUCUGAUGACCCUCGCAGGAAAAGUUACUAUAAUUUUCGCAUUGGUUAAACAAAAUGUUUAGGCAGGAAUUAUUAGAAAAUUCAAUGGGAGAAUCAUGUUAGUAUAAAAAUGAGCCUCCAGGAUCACUUCGAAAAUUCUGUAGAAAAUGCAACAAAGUGCAGCAUCAAUUAGCUAAACAAGUUUCAGCUCGAACUAUUUAAUUUCGGAUCAAUAAGAUGAGGUCAAUGGCAAGAAAACCAGUCAAAAAAAAGCGAUUCUCAACCAGAGAAUGCAAAAAGCUCGUUUAGAUUUGAAAAAAUAAACAAAAUUGCGGUGAUGAUUCAUAUUUUCGAACUACUCCAAAUUUAAUAGAAUUGGCCACUGGCUUUUGAAAAAGUUCAGCGCAGAAACGGACAAUGGUGCUCCAAAAAUUGCAGCGUCGCCACAGGAUGUAUAUCAAAAUACAAAAUACAAAAAAAAAAAAAAAAAAAAAAAAAA